Rotaria sp. Silwood2 is the source of this 330-nucleotide messenger RNA. Lineage: Eukaryota; Metazoa; Rotifera; Eurotatoria; Philodinida; Philodinidae. The record is from the annotation of a GenBank genome assembly.
AUGGAGUGGAAACAAACAAUACUUAAUCAACUACAAGAACGUAACAGACAAGAACGUAAUGUUUAUGAAGAAAUUGUUAAGCAUUAUAAUCGCGUGAUUGAAAAUUAUUCAAAACUAUUUAUUCGAUUUACGGAACGCGAACGAGAUAUAUUAACAUUAUGUCAAAAUACAGAUGCACAAAUAGAAAAUGCUAGUGCGGCUGAUCUCCCUGUUAAUAAUAAAAUGAAAGCAUUGGAAAAUGGUUAUAAGAAAGUUAAAGAUGAAAUACUCACAUUACUAAGAGAGCGCGGAGAUGUAUGUUUUAUAUUUAUCUUUUUCUUAUUGAUUUAA